Molecule: messenger RNA, 1309 nt
Organism: Seriola dumerili (greater amberjack)
Lineage: Eukaryota; Metazoa; Chordata; Actinopteri; Carangiformes; Carangidae
Gene: haus8
Product: HAUS augmin like complex subunit 8
Exons: 10
Coding region: 144-1241 (365 amino acids)
Source: RefSeq, a predicted model, not a curated record
UCCUACCCUCCCCACUCCGUCAUGUUUGUUGUCACACUCAGCUGAAAGAAGCAGAGUUCAUUGAAGUGUAGGGUAAACAGAAAAAAGCUUUUGGGCGAACUUAUCUCUGGCGGAAAGAGAAACGCGGUUUGUUUCAAAACAUCAUGGCGUCGAGAAGAACAACAACAGUGCCAAGUAGUUUCAAAAAUGCCUCCAUCGACGCUAAAAGCUCAAAAAGUGGGAGCAAUGCUAAUAAAGCCAACAACAGUGGAACUGGGAAGAAAGGUGUUAAAUCAAGUGGAACUAUAGUCAAGUCUCGAUAUAUGCAGGCUGCUGAGAAGACAUCACUUUCAAAGAGUAACUCACUGACCAAUGAGUCUAUUGCUGUGCCACCACGGCCUUCCUCACCUAAACCCAGUGGUGUAAGACCAAAGGUGGGCACUCCACCAAGACGCUCAAUGGCCCCACAGGCUCUAACUUCAAUGUCGCGCGAAACGGAGCCAUCACUGCUCGGGAAAAGUAUUCUGCAGUCUACUUUCUCAGAUGGACACUGCUUUCGACCAGAUUUUGACAUUUCAGUCAUUAAAGAUAAAACAGUGAUAGAAAAUGCCACCGAACCUGAGAGAAACCCAGAGAUUGAGAAGAGGGACAUGAAGAUGCAAACAUUCCUACUGGCAUACUUAACAGCUAAGAUGGAGCACAAUACUGCAAAACUUAAAGCAGAGGCAGAGGCAAGGAUUCUGCAGAUGAUGGAGGAAGAAGAGGCACUGCGUAAUGAGGUCCAUGAGAAGAAGUGCCGAUACCUGCUUGCAGAAAAGAACAGGCUGGGGAAUGAGCUACUGGAUUUGCAGAUUGCUGCACUGACUCCUGUGGCAGAGGCUGCGAAGCAGUUCACAGAGGACUACAAAUGUUUUGCAACAGCUGUUGACACCACCCGACAUGAGCUGCCUGUGAAGAACUUCUACAUUGAUGGGGACAGAAGAGAAUUUCUAGAUAAAGCUGAAGCUUCCCUAAAGGAGAGUGAGAAGUUGCUGAUGGAGUGCACAGAGGGAGAUCAUAAGGACAACAGCAGCUCUCUAGAGUGCCUUAGGGACAUGAAAAUGACAUCAAAGGACAUCAGUCAGCAACUGUCAGGUGCAUUUUCAGAGCUGCUGGAACUGUCAUCAUUGGUCUGCCGCCAUACAAUCCAUGUCCAGCAAGGUAUUGAGGAGGAGCAUCUCGGCACACCAAGAACCCACGAGCUCUACUGCCCCAAACAGUGAAAGAUACAACACAGGAAGGGAUACACAGUACAUGCACUUUGAAACCCCCACCCCCACCCCCACCCCCA